AUGGAUCUCUCUAUGAAAAAUUGGUUUUGCGAAGUGAAUGACUUGUGGCCGGGACAGUGCAUGUCGCUAAAAGUGAAAAAGAUGCUAUGGGAGGAAAAGUCCAAAUUCCAACAUAUCCAAAUCUUCGAAUCGGAGUCCUAUGGACGCGUUCUGACGCUCGAUGGUAUCAUUCAGUGCACAGAAAGGGAUGAAUUUGCCUACCAGGAGAUGAUCUCCUUCCUGCCACUUUGUUGCCAUCCGGAACCGCGGAAAGUGCUAAUUGUUGGUGGGGGUGAUGGUGGAGUUGCCAGGGAGGUGGUGAAACAUCCCCUUGUGCAGGAAGUCUAUCAAGUUGAGAUUGAUGAUCGUGUGGUUGAGCUUUCAAAGCAAUUCCUCCCUUUCAUGGCUUGUGGCUUCCAGUCGCCCAAGCUGAAUCUCACCAUUGGUGAUGGCUUUGACUUCAUGAAGAACCACGUGGGCGAAUUUGACGUAAUCAUCACGGACAGCAGUGAUCCCGUUGGCCCAGCUGUCUGCCUCUUCCAGGAAUCCUACUUCAAUCUCAUGAAGCGAGCCCUGAGGCCCGGGGGAAUUGUCUGUUCCCAGGGUGGAACCUACUGGACUGAGAUGAAGCAGGUGCAGGACACCCUUGCUCACUGUCGCAGUCAAUUUCCCGUUGCCGGAUAUGCCAUUUCGACUGUGCCAACGUAUCCAUGUGGACAGAUUGGCUACGUCAUCGGCUCCCUCAAUGAGUCGACAAAUCUACGAGAGCCGGCUGUGACGUUCACGGACGAGGAGCUGGAAAAGAUGCAGAUGCGCUACUACACCUCUGACGUCCACCGGGCAGCCUUCACUCUGCCCAGGUAUGCUGCUAAGGCCCUCAACUGA
Messenger RNA from Phlebotomus papatasi, 864 nucleotides. It is a transcript of the gene SpdS, whose product is annotated as spermidine synthase. The transcript is spliced from 3 exons. NCBI's taxonomy places the organism in Eukaryota, Metazoa, Arthropoda, Insecta, Diptera, Psychodidae. The record is from RefSeq and is a predicted model, not a curated record. Gene Ontology annotation, molecular function: spermidine synthase activity. Gene Ontology annotation, cellular component: cytosol. Bases 1 to 864 code for a protein of 287 amino acids. Gene Ontology annotation, biological process: spermidine biosynthetic process.